AAGCAUCAUAAUAAGUGUUACUAAAACGCGUAUGACUUUGACUAAUUUAACAGAGCGUGUGUGUCUGGAUAGAGAUAUAUAAUAGAAUAUAUUAGGGGGAACAAGUACUAGAGAAUAUAGAAUAGACAUAUAUUUGGGUGCAUAUGUAUCCAGAAUUGGACUUUGAUUCGGUGGUGCUAGUUGUUGUUGUUGUUGCUUUGAUUCCUGAAAGCGUUUGGGAGGAUUUUGCCUCCGGCGGUUUCGUUUUCGCAGCACCAAGCUCCUUUCCAGCACCAACAAGAACAUGCUUGACAAAGAAUUUUUCACUGAAUAUGGUGAGGCAAGUCUCUAUGAAAUUCAAGAGGUUGUUGGAAAGGGAAGUUAUGGUGUUGUUGCUGCUGCAGUUGAUACUCAUACCGGGGAAAAAGUGGCAAUCAAAAAGAUUAAUGAUGUUUUUGAGCAUGUUUCAGAUGCCACCCGCAUUUUGAGAGAAAUUAAACUCCUUCGGUUGCUUCAACACCCUGAUGUUGUAGAAAUAAAACACAUAAUGCUUCCUCCCUGUCGAAGAGAAUUUAAGGACAUAUAUGUUGUUUUUGAGCUGAUGGAAUCCGACUUACACCAAGUAAUCAAGGCCAAUGAUAAUCUCACUCCUGGACAUCAUCAGUUUUUCUUGUAUCAGCUACUUCGAGCUUUAAAGUAUAUACAUACAGGACAUGUAUUCCAUCGAGAUUUAAAGCCGAAAAACAUUCUUGCUAAUGCAGACUGCAAACUGAAAAUAUGUGAUUUUGGGCUUGCUAGGGCAUCAUUUGAUGAUGCACCAUCAGCUAUUUUUUGGACUGACUAUGUAGCAACAAGGUGGUAUCGAGCUCCAGAACUCUGUGGUUCUUUUUUCUCCAAAUAUACACCUGCUGUUGAUAUCUGGAGCAUAGGAUGCAUAUUUGCUGAAAUGCUUACUGGUAAACCAUUGUUUCCUGGGAAGAAUGUGGUGCACCAGUUGGAUCUCGUUACUGAUUUGCUUGGCACCCCACCCCCUGAAACAAUUGCAAGGAUACGGAAUGAAAAGGCCAAAAGAUAUUUAAGUAGCAUGAGGAAGAAAGCACCUAUUCCUUUUUCGCAGAAAUUCCCCAAUGCUGAUCCACUGGCUCUUCGUUUGCUGGAACGUUUGCUUGCAUUCGAUCACCAAAAUCGACCUUCUGCUGAAGAGGCCCUGGCUGAUCCAUACUUCCAUGGUUUGGCCAACUUGGACAAUGAACCAUCUAGACAGCCAAUUUCUAAACUAGAGUUUGAGUUUGAAAGAAUGAAGUUGAUAAAAGAUGAUGUCAGGGAGCUAAUUUACAGGGAGAUAUUGGAGUAUCAUCCACAAAUGUUGCAGGAGUACCUUUAUGGUGUAGAGCAGACAAGCUUCAUGUAUCCAAGUGGAGUUGAUCGAUUUAAGCAACAAUUUGCUCAUCUUGAGGAGCCCCACGUUAAGGGGGAAAAAACCACUCCAGUCCAAAGGCGAUAUGCCUCUUUGCCCAGAGAGCGGAUUUGUCCACAUAAAGACGAAGACACUGACCAUAACAAUGACACAGAAAUGCGGACUACAGCAGCUGUUGCACGCACAACACUCCUUAGCCCGCCAAGGUCACAGAGAAUUAUGGAUUCAGAAACGACUAACUUGGAGGCUACAGAGAUGCAGAAUGGUGUCUGUCAACCACACUGUAAAAGACAUGGCUUGUUGAGAAGUUCUAGCAUUAGUGCUUCCAAGUGUAUAGAAGUAGCUGAGAAAGGCUGCAAGGAUCAGCAAAACGAAGAUCAGAUUAAUGGGUUGUCGCAGAAACUCGCCACAUUCUAUGCUUGAUUGCCUUCACUUAUAAAUCUUGGACUCGAAGGCUAUCGCGUGCUUCACUUGGCUUAUCAGUGGCUGUAUUUGUGAAUGGUAAUUAUAAUGUGGAGUCCUAAGUGGCGUAGGAAGCAAGAUUGGUCUCAGUUACUUGACUUUACAUGGAGCAUAGAUAUUAGAGCUUCAUGAGCGUAUAGUUCUUGAGCUGGUGUGCUUUAGCUUUUUAAUCUAAUGGAUUUGUUCAGUGUUUCAUCCUUCGUUUCCCAUGAACUUCUCAAACUGUAUGUAGAACUUGUAGUCAGCUAAUAUUGACAGGAACUUUACAUGUCGCAUAA
Molecule: messenger RNA, 2136 nt
Organism: Daucus carota subsp. sativus
Lineage: Eukaryota; Viridiplantae; Streptophyta; Magnoliopsida; Apiales; Apiaceae
Product: mitogen-activated protein kinase 9
Exons: 11
Coding region: 284-1819 (511 amino acids)
Biological process (GO): intracellular signal transduction; protein phosphorylation
Cellular component (GO): cytoplasm; nucleus
Molecular function (GO): MAP kinase activity; ATP binding
Source: RefSeq, a predicted model, not a curated record